UCGGUGGGGCGAGGGCGGAGCUCGCGCUCAGUCCGCGCGCAGCCACGCGCCGCAACGCACCUCUGACAUGUGACGCCAUGGAGGAAUGCGACCUCACACAGUACCGCGACAUGAUCAUCGAGGGCGACCUGCCGCUCGACCUGCGGCCGCCGCCGCGGCUCUACCUUCCGCACUACCUGCGCGAUGACCGCGAGGAGUACCCGCAGGAUGACACCUACGUCUCCGUGGACGAGGACACCCCGGACAUGCCGCCGCCGUCCAGCGACUCCGACCGCUACGACGCCUCCAGCCCCGGCGACACCAAACCCUCGUCGCCCAAGAAGUCCAAACAGAAAUCCUCCACCCAGCUCAUCAAGCCUCCGUACUCCUACAUCGCGUUAAUAACGAUGGCAAUCCUCCAGUCUCCACACAAGAAAUUAACCCUCAGCGGGAUUUGUGAGUUCAUCAUGACUAGAUUCCCGUAUUAUCGUGAAAAGUUCCCCGCUUGGCAGAAUUCUAUAAGACACAAUUUGAGUCUGAACGACUGUUUUAUAAAAAUUCCUCGGGAGCCGGGGAAUCCGGGGAAGGGGAAUUACUGGACGUUGGAUCCUCUGGCGGAGGAUAUGUUUGAUAAUGGGAGUUUUUUGAGGCGACGGAAGCGUUAUAAGCGGCCGGCGCCGUCGCUGCAGCACGCGCACGCCAUGGUGGCGAUGCUGGCGAGGGAAGCUUACGCUCCGCUGUUGCCGCUGCCUUGUUACCUGCCUCCGACGCCGCUGCUGUCGCUGCCGCGGCCGCCGCCGGCGGCGCUGCGGCCCGUGCCGCUGCCUCCGCGAGUCUCGGAGACCACCGAGCCGAGGUCCAAGAGAUCCCGCAACGGCUUCUCCAUUGAGUCCAUAAUAGGCUCGCAGGAGGACUCGGAGCCGCGGCGGAGUGCCUUCAGCCCGCUGUACCAGGGCACCGGCCCGCCCGACGACUGGAGAUGAGCCUUCUUCGGCGACCCGUGCUAGACGUCGGUUCAAGUGACUUGAGACUGUGUUCUUAGUGGUGUUUGUACAUUAUCUGUAAAAACGGGUAUGUUUUGUGUGCGGAUUAGAAAUGCUACUGCUAUUAGAUUCUUAUUGGUUCUUGUGUUGAGUAAAACCAGUAACAAAAGUAGACCGUCCACUAAAAUUGAGCUCUUAAUAAGUUAAAAUCUGUAAUAGCUUAGACGGUAUAUUAUUUCUGAAGCCGUCGGAUAAUAAUUACUGCUAUUAUUUUCUAACUCGUCCGUGUCAAGCAAAUAAUAAUUAAUAAUCAGAGAUUUAAUAACAACUACCAAUAAUGUAAGUAAGACUAAGAAUUAACCAAAUAUUAAUUUAGUUUCGUUGUGUUGUGAUUAAUUUGCCAAACUAAAACUUGUUCAACUCCUACACUACAGGUGCCUAUUUUUGUUAAUAUUAGUUUAUUUAUAUAAAUAAGUUAAUAAAAUCUAGUCAUUCUAUGUACAAAGUAGUUUCGUAACGUCUUUCCUAUGUAAAUAUUUUUAACUUAACUUUAUAAGUAGGUACGCAAUACUUAGUGUAGAAUCUACACGUAGUAGUCAAUUACCUACUUUAUCUACUAGUACACUGUAGACAACGUAGGUAAAUGCCUACUUUUCUGGUGAAUCGCCGAACCACUUGUAUUUAUGAUAAUUCAUAACUGUAGUAUAUUUUGUGUAACUAAUUCGUUUCUAAGUUAUGAAAUAUAAAUAAUAUGA
Molecule: messenger RNA, 1717 nt
Organism: Leguminivora glycinivorella
Lineage: Eukaryota; Metazoa; Arthropoda; Insecta; Lepidoptera; Tortricidae
Product: forkhead box protein D5-like
Exons: 1
Coding region: 78-962 (294 amino acids)
Biological process (GO): regulation of transcription by RNA polymerase II; anatomical structure morphogenesis; cell differentiation
Molecular function (GO): DNA-binding transcription factor activity, RNA polymerase II-specific; RNA polymerase II cis-regulatory region sequence-specific DNA binding
Source: RefSeq, a predicted model, not a curated record